UCUUCUCACCAGGUCCGGAUGGAUGCUGGUGGUUGAUGAUGCUUUGGGACACAGGGUGAGGGGGUGGUGGUCGAUCCCAUCCCACCCAUGAGGUGCGAGUGACCAUGGGAACCCAUCACCGCAUCCUGUUUCUUCUCCAGGUCUUCCCGGUGGAGCAAGGGGUGGGUUCUGGAUGUGGUGGGAAGGGGUGGCACAGAGAAGAAGCCACUUGGGCAGGUGGGCAGCACGGGAGGAGAAGGACACCGUGGUGCUUCCUCAGCCCAGGUCCCCGUGGACCUUCUCUGUCUGGUAGCCCUCAAUAGAUCGCUUUCCCAUGGCCCUUUUCCCAUGUCCUCAUGCCCCAUGAGCUGCAGCGGUGUGGGGUUGUAGCCUGGGGUCACCAUCACCAACCACCCUGCGGUACCACUGGAGCUGCAGAGCAGGCGAGAUUUGGGCAUCAGAGCCUUAAACUUUCACAGGAACUUUGGUAAAGGCGCUGACUUGGGCUUGGGAUCUUCGUUCCUACAGCUGACGGGAUGGCGGAGGGGAAGGAAACCAGUCUGGAGGAACCAGUAUGGUCUGAGCUGCACUGGGACCCACCCGAGGUGGACAUCCCUCAAGAGCUGAACCAGGACGAGUGUGGGAGUCAACCCCAACAAGGCUCUGAAGAACCGAGCGAUGACUCCCAUGGACGCCCAUCACCAAGGAAGGGGAGACGGCUGCAAGCCCGCCGUGGGAGCCUUGCAGCCAAGAGGACCUACAGCUGCAGCAAGAGCGGGAAGAACAUCGCUGGGAAGGCAGAAGGGGCCAUGCUCAAGGCCCUCUAUAGCUGUCCCGACUGCGGGAAGAUCUUCAGCCGGAGGUCCUUCCUCAUCCCCCACCAGCGCAUCCACACCGGUGAGAAGCCCUUCACCUGCCACGAGUGCGGAAAGGGUUUCCGAGUUGGGUCAGCGCUCAACAAGCACCAACGGAUCCAUACGGGCGAGAAACCCUACAAGUGCUUGGACUGCGGGAAGCGUUUCCGUCUCACCUCUACCCUCAGCACCCAUCGGAAGAUCCACACCGGGCAGAAACCCUACGUCUGCCUCGUUUGCGGGAAGACCUUUCAGUUGAGCACGUAUCUGCUGGCCCACGAAGCCACCCAUAGCGCGGACAACCCUUUCCAGUGCCUCGCGUGCGGGAAGAACUUCAGCUUGAGACGGUACCUGACCAUUCACCAGCGGAUCCAUACGGGAGAGAAACCCUUCAAGUGUUCGGCUUGUGGGAAGGGCUUCAACCGGAGAUCAAUCCUCAUCGUUCACCAGCGGGUCCAUACUGGAGAGAAGCCCUACCAGUGCCCCGAGUGUGGGAAGAGCUUCAUCAUGAGUUCAGACCUCGUCGCCCAUCGGAGAAUCCACACCGGGGAGAAACCCUACAACUGCCUUGACUGCGAUAAAAGCUUCCGGUUGAGCUCCCACCUUACAAGACACCAGCGAAGCCACACCGGGGAGAGACCGUACAAAUGCAUGGAGUGCGGGCAGAGCUACACGGACAGCUCUGGACUCAUCAAGCACAAGAAGAUCCACCUGGAGAAGAAGCAGAGGACCUCCCAGGGAGCCCGCCCAGGGGAGGGACGUUAUAAAUGCCCCUACUGUAGCAAGAGCUUCCAUGCAAAGUCAGCUCUGGUCCUUCACCGGGCCACCCACACCGGAGAGCGACCCUAUAGAUGUUCCAAGUGUGAGAAGACCUUCAGCCACAGCGCAAGCCUACUGAAACACCAACGAAUCCACACGGGGGAGAGACCCUUCAAGUGUCCCAACUGCGAGAAAUGCUACAACGAUGGCUCAACCCUCCGGAGACACCAGAGGAGCCACACCGAGGAGAAACCCUUUAAGUGUCCCAGCUGUGGGGAAUGUUUCGGUGCCAUCGCAGCUCUCCUGAAGCACCAGCGGUUCCACGCUGAGGGGAAACCUUACAGAUGCUCUGACUGCGGGAAAAAUUUCCACUCGAAUUUCCUCCUCGUCACCCACCAACGAAUCCACACGGGAGAAAAACCCUAUUCCUGCCCCAUCUGCAAGAAAACCUUCCGCCAGGCCUCCCACCGUACAAGGCACCAGGAGAUCCACAGGAGGACCAGGGCUGGCCUUGCCCUGCGCGAUGCGUCCGAGCACCACAUGCCAAGAGGAAAGACCCAGCCCGGAGUGGGAGGGGAGGUGGGGUGUGGUGAUCAAGGAACGAGCCCGGAUGGUCCUUCUGCCGCCCCACAAUAAAAGAAUUUGACAUGCCCUGAGUCCAUCGGCCUGGUCCAAGCUGCUCAUCCAAAGAGGUGCCCCGUGUCCUACCUGAUGACUACGGCCAUGUGAGUCUUUGCGCAGCCAGAUACCGAUUUGAGCCCAGGAUUAGGGAAUUCCUGACUGCGCGGGGUUCCUACGUCACUCAUUUCAUAGCGUGACCCUUCAUCUCCUCACCCUGUUGACACCUUUGGGCUCUGACGGCGCUCGCAUUUGAAUUUCAUCUUAUUCCCUCGUUUCCAAGUCUGUCUCCUCCCAAACUCAUCCCAACCAACCCUCCAACCCCCCUUCUCAACUUGCCCUCGACUUCAUCUCCCGUUGUUGCUGCAGAAGGUCCUCAGGCUUCUGGAUCCCAACUGCUCCAUAAGAUGGGUUGAGUGAGCGGUAUCAACGACUGGAGCCACCUGCUCGCUCACCCUUGACGAGGCUCCAUGGCGAUUUCCUACCUCAGCAGGGACCCCCCCCUUUUUUGGGGACUGCCAUGGGACUUCUUGAUGGUCUUGAUGUCAAAAUCCCAGUCGAUAAGUGAGAUGUUUUCUCCUUGCUGUGAAGUCUUCGUGUUCCCUUACAAUCGUCGUUCCUUAAGUUGGGAACGGGACCAUGGUUGACCCCAAACACCUUCCCUCAACGAGAACAUCCAAUUUCCGGUGACCACAGAGUUACUAAAUGCCUUAGGGGUAGCCCAAGGGAAUGUUUCUCCUUGCCUUGCGUUGCCUUCGGACCCAACGGUGGGUCCAGGCUGCAACCUCCUGAGAAGGUGACACCAGAAGUCUACUUGCUGAAAUCUGUGAGGUUGCCAGGGAUGAUGCCACCCAAUGUCACCUCCAAGCCUGGUGACACUUGGGAAACUUUGCUUAUGGUGGAAAUAUGGACAUGGCUUGACUACAUGAGCUGCUGCUUCCAAACGAGCCUACCCUGUUGCGUCUUUGGGUCUACCCCAAGGCAGAUCCAUGGUCCGCCUACGUGGACAACAGCCCUGGCAAGGAACGAAAGGACGUAGAUGCUGAAGGUUGCACCUCAGAGCUAGGAGCAGGGUCUGGGGGUGAAGUGGCCUCCUUUUGAACCCCUUAAUCUAUGCCUUAAUUCCCUUGGGGGAGUCAUCUCCCAUCAACACCCCCAUAAACCCCCCUGAGAUGCUGCUCAUCUACACCCAGAACGGCUGUUCCUGUUUCCAACCGUGUUAUCAUCUACAUAUGGAGCUGCCACCAUAACGGCGAAGGCGACUGAAGCUUUAACGCGGCUUCAACUUUAAAAACAGUGGAAAAACCGAGACAAAUUCCAAGAACAUGUUAAAAAAAAAAAAUAGUCAAGUGCCAGUGGUGGGAAUCCUUUUGGGGAUGGUGGGAAUCCAU
Molecule: messenger RNA, 3601 nt
Organism: Egretta garzetta (little egret)
Lineage: Eukaryota; Metazoa; Chordata; Aves; Pelecaniformes; Ardeidae
Product: zinc finger protein 345-like
Exons: 1
Coding region: 516-2228 (570 amino acids)
Biological process (GO): regulation of transcription by RNA polymerase II
Cellular component (GO): nucleus
Molecular function (GO): DNA-binding transcription activator activity, RNA polymerase II-specific; RNA polymerase II cis-regulatory region sequence-specific DNA binding
Source: RefSeq, a predicted model, not a curated record